Molecule: messenger RNA, 9758 nt
Organism: Astyanax mexicanus (Mexican tetra)
Lineage: Eukaryota; Metazoa; Chordata; Actinopteri; Characiformes; Acestrorhamphidae
Gene: kank2
Product: KN motif and ankyrin repeat domains 2
Exons: 13
Coding region: 431-3712 (1093 amino acids)
Biological process (GO): negative regulation of G1/S transition of mitotic cell cycle; negative regulation of cell population proliferation; negative regulation of vitamin D receptor signaling pathway
Cellular component (GO): cytoplasm
Molecular function (GO): protein binding
Source: RefSeq, a predicted model, not a curated record
GCGCGUGUGUGUGUUAUCUCCUCAACCCUUCCUCACCUCAACGCUCUUAUAGAGACUCUCACCUUCAACCCUGCUGGAAUAAAAUAGAAUAUGCUUUGCAUAAAGCGCCGUUUUUAGCGGUUUUAAUGGGAAAGAUUGGACUCGUGGUCUGAGAACUGAGAAAUUAAAAUCAGAAGACUGGGACUAAAAUCAGCUCAUAUCUGGAGUUCUUCAGGAUCGUGGCUCUGAAGGCUUCACUCCAGAGACACACAUUUUGCUGGACGUGCCACCCUUUAAAGAGCGAGAGAGCGAGAGAGAAAGCGAGAGAAAGUGAAGGAAGAGAGUGAAGAGAAAGUGAGGAGCGAGGGAGCCGGUCGUGGAGGUUGGGGUGGAGCAGCAUCGUUACACUGUUUUGUAUGUAAUGGUGUGACGAGAGGCUACAGUUAUAAUCAUGGCUCAAGUGCUGCAUAUGGAAACCAGCUUCCCAGGGAAGAUUAACUCUCCAGCUCCUGCUUCUCUGCGCGCAAAGGACCCCGAGGCGCCAUACUCAGUCGAGACCCCCUACGGAUACCGUCUGGACCUGGACUUCCUUAAGUACGUUAAUGACAUCGAGAAGGGCAACACCUUAAAGAAGGUUCCUGUGCAGCGCCGCCCGCGGUACGGAUCCUUACCCCGCGGCUACGGCUACACCGGCUCUUGGUGGACGUCCACCGAGUCCCUGUGCUCCAACGCCAGCGUGGACAGCCGCCAUUCGUCCUAUUCGUAUUGUGCUCCAGGCUACCACACGGCUCAGAGACCGGGUUUUGGUGCAGGUCGUGUGGAGAAGACCUUACUGGAUGCUCGACGCAAACUGGAGGAGGAGAAGGAUGCUCGGCGAUUCUCCAACCUGGGCAGCAUGCACGGCAGCAUGGCUGGCUCCAAUACUUCGUUGUCCAGCGCCCACAGCUUUAACCGGGCACAGGGUGGUGCUGGAAGCUCCUACACUCCAGCCAGCUCUGGCCUUUCUACGCCCGUAUCGCCCACGCCAGCUCACUUGCAGCACGUCCGCGAGCAGAUGGCCUUGGCGCUUAGAAAGAUCCGUGACCUUGAGGAGCAGGUCAAGACCAUCCCUGUCCUGCAGGUGAAGAUCUCAGUGCUGCAGGAAGAGAAACGGCAGCUCAGCGUCCAACUCAAGAGCCAGAAGUUCCUGGGCGUUGGGCGUAGUCGACCCAGGGAACUCUACAUCGACAUCCCUGAGGAAGAAGUUGGAGGUGCCACCACCAAAGCGGCGACAACGACGGGACUCUCGCCCACCACUCCUGAUGGCUCGCGCCAAGACUCCGGGUGCGAAAUUGAAGACACGGUCAUCGUAGGCGGUGGACGUCCAGGGAACCGUAAGGAAGUCCGCACCAUUGGUGUAGGUUCUGACGUUGCGGAGAACAAGAGAACCCGUCAGGUGGGCGUAGGUGUGCGGGAGGAAGACUUAGGCUUGCUUCCAGAGACGGCAGCUCUGAAAACCAAGGUGGAAGAACUGGAGGUACAACUGAAGAGAACGGUGCAGGAGCUGCAGAGCGCCCAGAAGAAGGUGGAGACGGUUCAGAAGGAGAGGACAUCUGGCGCCGGACCCCCGCAGGCUGACCACGCCGUAAGAGCCACCAGCCUGGGGUGGCAGGGGCAGGACCAGCAGCAGCAGGGCAGGGUGGGGACCGGCCUCCACACGGUCGUCAGCUUCAGCCAGCAGGACCAGCAGAGGCAGCAGAGGACGGUGGGGAUCCAGGUCUACACUCUGGAGCAGCCCACGGUGGUUGGAGUCGGGACGUUACUGAGGGCUCAGGAGUGCAGCUCGCCCACGAGGCCUCUUUCUGCGGUUCUUACGGAGGGUGGAGCGCACCGAGGGCAUGCCGAACCGCUGAGCGGUGAAGACUCUCCCAGAGAGCUGCCCAUAGCGAUAAGCUCUAAGCAGGUACGAGAGGUCCUGAGAAGUGAGGUGUCCAUGUCCGUGCCGGUCUCCAGUUCUGCUCUGGUCAUGGAGACGAAGUGCAAUCAGAUAACUUCUCUCUGCCUGAGGCUGAAGGAAGAAGAGACACACCAGCAGUCGCCCACAGAGCUCAUCCAAUCACAGGAGGAUGCAGCCAAGCCAGCCUCUCCUCAGUCCAGCCUGAGAUCAAUCAUGAAGCGUAAAGCAGACGGAGGAUCAGACUCUCCUUCUACCAAGAAGAAUCUUCAGUUCAUCGGAGUAAACGGAGGGUACGAGUCCACGACGACAGAAGAGAGCAGUUCGGAAAGUUCGGAGGCUGAAAGUGACGUUAGUGAAUAUCACGAGGCCACGGAGAAACUCCCAGACUCAACAGCAGCUGAACAGCCUGAGACAUCGUCCACCAGCGUCCCCUCUGUCCCCUCUGUCCCCACGGAGACCAUAGCACCUCAGCACAGGACUGUCCCCACCCCUCAGAGCCUCAGCCAAUCACCAGCCUCGGAUUCCACCGAUACACAGCACUGUGCCGCCGGCCAAUCGUCUCCCACUGCCACGCCUCCUCAGGACAGGGUCCAGCCAAUACCAGCAACGGAUUCUACUCAGCACACUCCGCCCCACAGCACUGCCACGCCCCCAGAACCAAGCUCCGUCCAAUCAGCAGCCACCUGCACGGUUCUGGAACAAACUCUUACCCAACCCAAAACCACUGACUCCAGUUCCCAGCAGGUUUCUCACCAAUCAGAGGCCUUCAGCCCGCCCCCCCAGCAGCCUACUGCUCCGCCCAGCAACACUGUCCCCGCCCACACAGGCGCCAGCCAAUCACAAACCACUGACCUCACUACUCAGCAAGAAGCCAUCCAAUCAGAAGCUCAGAUCAGUCUUCAGUCUUCAGAUAUGUCUGUCCAGCAGGGGGCAGCACCGCCUCCUCCAGAUGCUCACGCAGCAAACGUAGCGGCACAACAGGAAAUCAGAGGGGAACUGAGCGAGAGCCUCAUGACUGCUCUUCAGACCUUACAGAAAGCACUCGGUGAACCAAAUGCCUUCAGCCAGCAGGGGGCGAGGACGGCCUACACCGCGGUGCUGCAGGAGUGGCUGAGGGUUUCCUGCCACAAGUCGGCGGACACGGCCGUGGUGAGAUCCUACAUGGACGCCUUCGCCUCCGUCUCUCCGCAGCUGCUGGAGUUUGUGGUGAACAUGGCCGACGGAAACGGAAACACAGCGCUGCACUACACCGUCUCACACUCCAACUUCCCCGUUGUCAAACUGCUGCUGGACACAGGUCUCUGUAAUGCUGAUAAGCAGAAUAAAGCUGGUUACACAGCGAUCAUGCUGACGGCUUUGGCUGCGUUCCACUCAGACAGCGACCUUCAGACCGUCCUGCAGCUGCUCCGCACCGGAGACGUCAACGCCAAGGCCAGCCAGGCGGGUCAGACGGCUCUGAUGCUGGCGGUGAGUCACGGUCGGGGGGAUAUGGUGCGAGCGCUGCUCACCUGUGGAGCUCAGGUGAAUCUGCAGGAUGAUGAUGGAUCCACGGCGCUGAUGUGCGCCUGUGAGCACGGACACGUCGACAUCGUGCGACAGCUGCUGUCUGUGCCCGGCUGUGACGCCACUCUCACAGAUAACGACGGCAGCACCGCUCUCUCCAUCGCGCUGGAGGCCAGUCAGAACGACAUCGCCGUGCUUCUGUACGCCCAUCUCAACUUCGCCAAACCACCGUCUCCCGUGUCUCCAAAGUCUCCAAUUUUGGGAUCUCCGCCCUCUUCCUCUGAACUGAAGUGAUCCCAGCAUCCAGCCGUGUUCCUCACACAUUAUACCAAUCUACACAUAUAACUGAUAGAAAUCGUUUGUUUUUGGGGUGUUUUUAUAUAUAUAUAUAUACACAUGCAUAUAUUUGUGCACUCUUCCAAAAAUUUAGCACUUAAUCUAAAAGUAAAGAAAAUGUUAAAGUAUGAUCUGAUAAGCCAUAACCACUGCCAUCAUAACCACCUGCUUAAACACUGUAAUAUUAAAAUCCAAUGUACCAACAAAUCACUCCACAAGACCUCUGAAGGAGUUUCUGCAGUGUCUGACCCAAGACUUUAGGAUUUAAAGGAGAACUCUGGUGUUAAAAUGGACUUCUGGUGUAGUAAAACAUAUUAAAGAGUUCUUAAGGUACUGAAGUAAAGGUAAAGAUGGCGCUAAACAUUGUUUUUUAAUAAACUUAGUAAAGUUUAGUACUUUUUAUCAUGUUUUACGACGACAAAAGUCAAUUUUAGACCGGAGUUCUCCUUUAAGUCCUGUAUGUUGGGAGGUUGGCAGGACCUAUAUAAAAAAAAAAAAAGAGUUUUGGUGCCGUGACCCUGAUACUGAUUCACCACUUUUUGUAUCCAGCUAACAAUUUUUGGUGAGUAGAACAUUUUCUGAAAGUUACAUUUAACAUUCUUAGAACGUUCAGUCUUUUUAGAUCAUUUUUAGUUUUGGGAAUUUUAUAUUUAACGUUUCCAUAAUUUAUCUCCAUAGUAUCAGUCUAGCGGAUUACAUUAAGUGAGAAACAUUCUAAAAACGUUGUGAUGCAAACUAUUAUUAUAAAUCAUUAUUUCUGAAACGUUGCAGGCUAAACGUUCUUAAAAUGUUCUCUGUUAGUUGGGUAGAUAUUGACCACUACAUACCAGUAACAUCCCACAAGACCUGCCUGAUGGUCUGGAGAUGUUCUAAUGUGCAUAUAUAUAUAUAUAUAUAUAUAGACAUAUAUAUAUACAUGUGUAUAUAUAUACAUAUAUACGUAUACAUAUAUAUAUAUAUACAUUUUAUUGAAAAGUUACUUCAUUCCAGUAAUUUAGUUAAAAAUGUGAAACUCAUAUAUUAUAUAGAUGUAUUAAAAACAGAGUGAUCUAUUUUCAGCGUUUAUUUCUUUUAUUAUUGAUGAUUAUCCGCAUCUCUAUAAAAGUUGUUGUCAGCAGAGGGAAGAGGGAAGUGCUGUAAGAUUUUGGAGAUGCGGAUUUCAUUUUCCAGCAGGACUUGGCACACUGCCCACAUUGCAUCCAAAAGUACCAAUUGGUCUUAUUAUAUAAUAUUCUAAUCUUCUGAGACACUGAUUUAUGGGUUUUCAUUGGCUGUAAGCUUCAUAAUCAUCAUCAACAAUAAAAUAAAUAAAUAAAUGCUUAGAAUAGAUCAUUCUGUGUGUUUAUUACAUCUAUAUAAUAUAUAUGAGUUUCACAUUUUCAACUGAAAUUAUUACUGAAAUAAAGUAACUUUUCAAUGACUUUCCAUGAUUUUUUGGCAUGCACUAGUAUAUAUAUAUAUAUAUAUAUCCACUCCUUGACUGGUAAUACCAGAGCAGCAGUGUUAUUCACCUUUUACCUGGCAGUGGUUUUAAUGUUAUGGCUGGUUGAUGUAUAAACACUAGUUUUGUAUAUGAGUAUACCAUCAUACCUGCUAUCCUGUUCCAUGUGGGCUGGAGAUAAUUGUAAUGAUAAUUGAUCAUUAUUAUCUCAUUAAAUCAGUCCUACACGCAGUAUGAGAUGUUUAGAUGCUGUUUGGAUGCACAAAAUACUGUAUAAAAUUAUUUUAGUCCACGGCAGUCAGCCGCUAACAAUGCUAACCUGGGACGAUGCUAAGAAUUCUAAUGUGACACAUAAAAAGUGGGACUUAUUUGGGUUAGAUUUGCCAUAAAACACUGAGAAAUUAUAGAUAAUCCAGUUGUGGAAAAUUGUAAAGUCUUUAGCAAGCUGUUUUAUUUUAAAUUUUAAGAAUAUUUAAAUAAAAUGCCAGUUUAGUCAACUCUGGUUUGAUCUAAUUCCAGGCUUAAUCUGAAUUAAAUGGAACACAGCAUUAGAUUAUUGAAUUUACAGAAAGGCAGCUUUUCCCAAACUUGGAUUAAACCUUGGGUCUUGGGCUACACAGCAUUUAAAAUAGAAAUAUAAGAUUUAAUUUUAAUUGAAAGAAAAUUAUAGCCGAGGACUCCCCGUCUGGAUCAGAAUAAACCAAUGAUAAUCCACCUGCACAGAACAGAUAAUCACUAUAAAUUGAAUAUGAUUAUGAUUAUGCUUUAAUCAUAUUCUGCAAUACUUUUUAAAGCCAUGAGUCGUUGUUUUUUACAGGUUUACAGCACAGAUUUUACAGUUAAAACAAAAAAGCAUAUUACUUCAGCAGUCUUUGAUAAAAUAAAGGUAUAUAACAGCAUAUCAGACUUUUUUCAAACCAGCGAUUGAUUUUAGCGUAUAUUUUUUAUUCCACGUCUUUUUCACAAGAAUUUGCCGUUUCUUGGUUCAGCUCUGUCUGUUUCUUGAUGGUAAAUUUUUUUAAAUAUUGGACUUUUUAUCAUUUUGUUACAGUUUAUAACGUCUCCACCUGUUUUACAGCAGCGUGUCUAAUAGGAUAUAAUAGGAAUUUCACUAAUUUGCCUUGUUUUGUGCAGAAUAACAGCAAUAGCAGCAGAAGCAGCGUGUUGUUGACGUAUAUCGAUGUAGAGUCCUCCUUUACUCCUGUAGUUUCAGUGUGUGGACUUUAAACCUCCUGACCUGUAGAGGGCAGUGCGUUUUCACUUCUAAGUUUUGUCAAACAUCACACAAAAACCUUGUAUCUCCAUUUUAUCCUCUGUUUUAUUUUUACAUUUUUACUUUGUUAAAAGUUAAAAUUUUCUCCCCAGUUUGCAAGCUUUUAUAUUGGCAAGAACUUGAUAGAAUUUGCUGUACAUCAUGAUACAGGAGAUUCAUUUCAAUAUAAAUAUAUCACUUUAUUUCAAGAUACUGUAAGCUAGAUGAUUAUGGGCCAUUCCACUGAAUGGGUGCCAAUUGCUUGUUGUAAUUCUUCCAAAUUAAACUUAAUUUUUUAAAAACCUUUUUAAACUCUGAAUCUAAUAAAACACUUAUUUAACUCUACAAGGUUUUUUAAUUUCUUUAAUUUUCUCUCAAGAAAGUCUUUAUUUUAAAGAAAUGGUUAUAACUUAAAUGUUCAAAAAUUUAUAUUUAUGACCAAAAAAAACCCUUCUUUUACUGGAACUCAGUCCUGUUACUUUUAAUGUUUUAAAUAACAGGACUGAAAGAAACAGGAAUGAGUUUUUAGCAUAGAAUUAGCAAAAACAUGCUAAAUGCUAAAUGGCGGCUAAUAUGCUAAUAGCCUGAGGACACCAAGCACAUUCUAGUUAUUUCCCCAAAAAAUUGUAUUAUUAUUAAAAAUAAACCAAUAAUAUGUAAGAAUGAAUGUAGGUAACAGGACUGAGUGUUGAGAUUGAGCUCCUCAGUCAUCGUUACAAUAAGAUCAAAUAUACAGAAAAAAAUAACUAAUGAGGAACUUAAUUCUGGUCUUCCCAUGAUCUUCAGAACCAGAACCAGCUGAUGAUGUCACUUCCUGUUGUAGAUGUGACUUCCUGUUGUAGAAUUUUUCCAGAUGUUUCAGAUGAUCAGGGUAAUGUGUUACGGUAACAGGACUGAGUGAAACAACAACAGGGACACAACUAAAAUGUGUAUUUAACUUAAAUAUUAUGGAUUAUUUUUAUUUUUUUUAAAGCAGAGAUGGGAUUUGGAGUCACACAACAAUGCAAAAUAAAUUACAUCUCUGAAGGAUUUUAAUAAAUAUAUAAUUAUAUUUCAUGGUAAAGUUUAUAGUUAGAGAGUGGGGGGGGCAGGGAACUAAUGCUAUUUUUUCAGUGUUAUAAGUAGUUUUUAUUAAUGUUUUUAAUUAUAUAUCUUACUUUUGCAGUUAGGUCGAUGUACAAGACACUAUGCUCAAUAAUAAAAUGUAGUUUAAAGUUAUUAUGUGCGCACAUGUAAUUUCCUGGGAACAGAAAUGGCACCCACUUUGUGAAAUGGCCCUUAUAUUGCGAUUACUUGUAUAAUUUUUUUUUACACUAUUAUACUUAACCAUCAUAUCAUGAAAAAUGUACUUUUUAUCCAAUCAGAAUAGUAGGUUCUAAUGGCAAAAUACAACACUGAUAUCUAGUGGGCGGGCUUUAAACCCAACACUAAAUUUAACCACUGUCUUUGAGCAAUUUGUAGAAGUAAACUAAUUUAUUGUAAAACAUUUAAGUAAAAAUCAAAAAUUAGUUUUUGACCAUCAAUAUAGUAUUGCAAAACAUAAUGCAAAAAAAAAAAUACUAUUAAACAUAGUAAUAUUUUAUCCCCUCAUUUAAAGAAGUUACUACGCUUUUGGAGAUACAUGGUUUUUGGUGUGACUGUGACGAUAUGUAGGUUAAAACUCUUUUCGAGAGUGUGUGUCAGACUGUAGUAUAAAAGUAGGCUCUCCAAAGACAAAACUGAUGAGCAGAUGGUUAAAUAAAGCCCUAUCUGUACAGGAUUAGUUUCUCAGGGGGUUUGGGGGUAAUUUUCUCUUUUAUGCGGGUUUUUAUCCUCUGUGAUUUUAUUCCCGUCCAGAACUAUCAUGUAGGUGUUUUAUUUCUCAGACGUCCUCUGAGUAAAUUACAGGCUGAAUUAUCUACUGUUUUUCUCUGAACUCAGUGCUCCUCCGGUAAUUUUAGUCCCGUCCGGACGCACAUCUCUGAGUUUCGUCUCCUCACCUUUAAUAAAAUAGAUAUUUGUCCACUGCCGCUCACCGUAAUUACACUUUGGGUGCGCUACGGUUUCCACGGAGAUCCACGUAAAAAAAAAAAACACAACAGCGAGUGGAAAUGGAGGAGCUACUGAACACCGCGAUGUCGUCACGUGACAGAGAAAACCAGAAAAAAAAAAAAAACUCACUGAUCCUCCUGUUUUUUUAAACUGCAGUCUGGAUGCAGGAGUUUUAUCACUAAAAAGUAGAAGUGUGAAAUAUUUUUAACACAGACGAACCCCUGAGAAACUAAUCCUGUCCAGAUAGAGCUUUCUACUCAGUGAUAAAACUCCUGCAUCCGGACCGCAAUUAUAAAAACAGGAGGAUCAGUGAGUUUUUAGGCUUUUUUCUCUGUCACAUGACAUCACGGCGUUCAGUAGCUCCUCCAUUUCCACUCGCUGUUGUGUUUUUAACGUGGAUCUCUGUGGAAACCGUGGCGCGUCAAAAGUGUAAUUACAGUGCGCGGCAGUGGACAAAUAUCUAUUUUAUUAAAGGCGAGGAGACGAAACUCAGAGAUGUGCGUCCGGACGGGACUAAAAUUACCGGAGGAGCACGGAGUUCAGAGAAAAACAGUAGAUAAUACAGCCUGUAAUUUUAUUAGAGGACGUCUGAGAAAAACACCUACAUGAUAGUUCUGGACGGGAAUAAAAUCACAGAGGAUAAAAACCCCCAUAAAAGAGAAAAUUACCCAGAACCCCCUGAGAUACUAAUCCGCUCCGGAUAGGGCUUUAGAGACUGUUUUUUUUUUUUUAAAACCAUCCACAGUUCAGGUGGAAAGUACUGAAAUCCCACAUUAGGUGGUUCUGAGUUUGGAAUUGACGGGUGGAGACGUGUUGUAGAAGCAGGAUGCUGAACUAGAAAGUAUAAAAUAAGGCUUAGAACUAUGAGGAAUGUGUUUGAAUACAGUGUUUUCUGAAAUAUGAAUAAUAUAUGUCAUCUCCAAAGGUUUGAAGCAAAUGAUUAUACUAUUUUUUAGCUUUUAUCCAAACAAGUUUUGAAGUAUUUGAAUUGCAGCCGUUGUGUGAUCCGAUUAAUAUCUCGAUUUUUAUCCUGGUUUUUACAAAUGCUUUAUUAUCACUUGUUUAGGAACUAAUUGGUUUUAUAAUCUUUUAUAUUUGUUUUAUUUAACUCUCUGUAUAUCUUUAUAUUUGAAAAUAUCUGUUCACGACUAUGUAUAUCUUUUGCCCUGUUUGCCGGUCUUUGUUUUUAAUUAGCAUCAUGUACCCUUACAGAAAAAAACACGCUUUUUGAUGUUUUGUUUCCCUUGUUUUAGAAGAAAUAAAUCUAGACCUUAUAGAGA